GAAGAAACUCUGCAUCUCCGCCAUGGAAACAAAGCAAAAUUUGGGAGUUGCAGAGGCGUUGACUUUCAAGGAUAAACCAGAGUUCUUUGCUUCCGCCGAGGAAGCCGUACGAAGAGUUGUUCAGCUUUGACCAGCUUAAAUUACUAUCACAUUUCGCCGGGAUUUGUUUUCUAAGAAACUGAACCCGUGACCAGCUUUGUUUAGAAAGGGAGUUUAUAGGUCUGCCUUAAUGAGUGGCAUGAAUCAACAACAUCCCACCAAAAAAAGGCUCAUGCCAAUCUCACCCUCAGUAGCUCUACAAAUUUCUCAUCCACAAAGCAUGAUACAAGCUUUCUCAGCUCCUCCUUUAAGAAGAGGGAGACGCUCGUUGAUGUCUGCAGCAACCAACAACUCCGCCAUGGCUACUUGCAUUCGGGAUUCGGUAGAGGACGAGGAACACAUUUUCCGUAGCCAACUUCCCGAGGUCCAAGUGCCUGAUGAUAUCACAUUGCCGGAGUUUGUACUUCAGAAUGCUGAAUCAUAUGCUGAUAAUGUGGCAUUUGUGGAAGCUGUGAGCGGAAAUGCGUACACUUAUCGUGAAGUUGUGAGAGACACGAGUAGGUUCGCUAAGGCCUUGAGCUCUCUGAGGUUGAAGAAGGGGCAGGUCGUUAUUGUCGUUCUACCCAACGUUGCUGAAUAUGCCAUUGUUGCUUUAGGGAUAAUGGCUGCUGGAGGUGUGUUUUCUGGUGUGAAUCCAGCAGCUCACAUAUCUGAAAUCAAAAAGCAGGUGGAGGUAGCAGAUGCCAAACUCGUCGUUACAAACAGCUCAAGCUUUGAAAAGGUAAAGGAAUUAAAGCUUCCAGUGAUCGUAGUAGGGGAGGAACUGAUUGAAGGUUCCAUGAACUGGCACAAACUGCUCGAAGCCGCGGAUCGAGCGGGCAACAAUUUCGUCAAAGAAGAUAUCAAGCAGACUGAUUUAUGUGCCCUUCCUUUCUCAUCAGGCACUACAGGAGUUUCCAAAGGUGUAAUGCUAACUCAUCGAAAUCUAGUGGCGAACUUGUGUUCUACGCUCUCCGGCGUACCGCAAGAAAUGGUGGGCAAGGUCACGACGUUAGGCCUCAUUCCGUUCUUCCACAUUUACGGGAUUACCGGAAUAUGUUGUGCAACACUUCGAAACAAGGGAAAAGUCGUGGUGAUGGGAAGAUUUGAUCUUAGAACCUUCAUCAAUGCCCUGAUAACACAGGAGGUCACAUUUGCUCCAAUUGUUCCUCCUAUCAUCUUGGCCUUGGUUAAGAAUCCUAUUGUGAAGGAAUUUGAUCUAAGCGGUCUCAAACUUCAGGCUAUCAUGACUGCAGCUGCUCCGCUCGCACCCGAACUUCAAACGUCCUUCGAGAAAAAGUUCCCGGGCGUGGAUGUUCAAGAGGCAUAUGGGCUAACCGAGCACAGCUGCAUCACUCUCAACUAUGGAAGCAUAGGCAAAGACAAUCUCGCUGCAAAGAAAAACACGGUUGGCCGUAUUCUUCCUAAUCUAGAAGUCAAAUUCAUCGACCCCGACAGCGGUAGGUCGCUGCCGAAGAACACGCCUGGGGAAAUCUGUGUAAGAAGCCAGUGUGUGAUGCAAGGCUACUACAAUAAUGAAGAGGAGACUUCAAGGACCAUCGACGACAAAGGCUGGAUGCACACGGGCGACAUCGGAUACAUCGACGACGAUGGCGAUGUGUUCAUUGUGGAUCGUAUUAAAGAGUUGAUUAAGUACAAAGGCUUCCAAGUUGCUCCGGCCGAGUUAGAGGCAAUCCUCCUUACUCAUCCCUCGAUUGAAGAUGCAGCUGUGGUGCCGCUGCCAGACAAAGAAGCCGGUGAGAUCCCAGCAGCAAGCAUUGUAAUGGCUCCAAAUGCAAAAGAAACCGAAGACGAAAUAAUCAAAUACGUCGCUUCAAACGUUGCACAUUACAAGAAAGUUAGGCUUGUUCAUUUUGUCGAAACGAUCCCGAAAUCGCCGUCUGGGAAAGUCAUGAGAAGGUUGAUCAAAGAGAAGAUGAUCGAAAAGAUUCGAGCCGAGACGGCCUCUUGAUCCGUGGCUGUGAUGGCUAUAUUUUGUUUGAAUCCUCCAUUGCAAUGGGCAGUGAAGCUCACACUAAGCUCUUCUUCUUUCCCUUUCUCAAGUUCCUAGUUUGGCUGUUCUGUUAGGCCUCAAUGCAAGUUGUUGUUUAAUAAUAUGAAGCUUAUAUUUUAAUUUCUAUUUUUCAAUAAAUAAGUUUAUUUUUCUUUUUCCUAA
Molecule: messenger RNA, 2254 nt
Organism: Cucurbita pepo subsp. pepo (vegetable marrow)
Lineage: Eukaryota; Viridiplantae; Streptophyta; Magnoliopsida; Cucurbitales; Cucurbitaceae
Gene: ACOS5
Product: acyl-CoA synthetase 5
Biological process (GO): fatty-acyl-CoA biosynthetic process
Molecular function (GO): long-chain fatty acid-CoA ligase activity
Source: RefSeq, a predicted model, not a curated record